AUGAAAACAUCUCAAUAUGUCCAAGCUGUUGUGAGAGGGCAUUUAGUCAGGAAUCAUGUUGUGGGAACUUUAAGAUGUGUUCAAGCUAUUGUCAAGAUGCAAGCUCUUGUUCGUGCUCGACGUGCUGACAUGGCAUCUGAACUACAUUCGGAUCCAAAAUAUAUUUCCAUCGAGAAGCUACUAAGUAACAGUCUUGCUCGACAGUUACUGGAACCUGCACCGAAGAACAAACAAAUCAACAUCAAAUGUGUCCCUUCAAAAUCUGAUUCCGCUUGGAAUUGGUUGGAGAGAUGGAUGUCUGUGUCUUCACCAGAAACAAUGGAAUCACGCACUCCAGAACAGAAUCAAGAAAAGGUUAUUUCUGUGAUUCGUGAUUGUGAAUCAAUGGAAUUGGAAUCCAGUGUUGGAGAAGAAACCGUGUUUUCUGAUGAAAAAUUCGACUUGGUCAAAGUCAAUACUGAAGAAAAGUCAGAUGAAGAAGAAAUUCCUCAACCUGAAUCCAUGGAUUUGAUUGUUGAAGAAUCUGUAUUAGAAAUCGAACCCAAACGUGUAACAAACAGACUUGCAACUGAUGAAGCAGAUUCAGAAGGAAGAAAAUCAGUUUUUGGAUCAAGAAAGCCAAUCAGUCCAUCUUUCAUUGCUGCCCAGUCAAGGUUUGAAGAGUUGACUUCCAAGAACAACAUCCCAUCAAAACCAUCCGAUUCAUCUAAACAAGAAAAUGACGAUUUUACCCCUGAACACAUCACCCCAUCAAUACUUCUUCUAAUCAAGACAAUGACGUUGAUACCCCUGAACACAUCACCCCAUCAAAACCCAUGGUCAAGCCCUGAUGUUCAAGAUAAAGAGAUUUAUUUAAAAAAGAGACAUUCAUUACCUGGUAAUGGAAGACAAGCGUCACCUCGAAUUCAGAGAUCUAUUUUACUGUGA
Molecule: messenger RNA, 927 nt
Organism: Lactuca virosa
Lineage: Eukaryota; Viridiplantae; Streptophyta; Magnoliopsida; Asterales; Asteraceae
Source: the annotation of a GenBank genome assembly